AUGAUUUGUCUCCUAGAACGCAAUUGGGAGGGCGACAAUGAGUUGAACGAGUAUGUCCACAAGCUGCUAACUCAAGCCCCCGACCUCGGCGAUCUGGAGUGGGCUAAGGUGCGCGUGCACCAGGGCCAUGGCGACCAAACCCAAUUCGUUCAACGUCAGAUGAUGGUGGCCAAGUCCUCCAGGAAUGCUGACGUAAACAAUAAUGAGCAACACGAGCCACCUGUUGCUUUGAGAGUGAUUAUCGUCGGCACUUUGCGCAAUUUGAGCGUGUCAUAUGCUAUGUCGCAGCAAGAUGUGAAGCCAAUGAAUGUCAAGACCAUUGUACAGCACAUCGGCAGCGAACAAGACCACGCUAUGCUUGUGCAGGAGUGGCAUGAAUACGUGGCAAUAAUGAUAGAUGCAGUACCUAACCCCCAACGCAAAACGAUGGAAGGAUAUUCGGUGGUUGCCGGUGGAAGCCACCCUCUGCAGAAUCUCUUUAACGCGCCUUCGUACUGGCAGUUCAAUAGAGAUGACAUUGAGAGACCAAACCCGCAAUAA
Messenger RNA from Fusarium pseudograminearum CS3096, 540 nucleotides. RefSeq lists its product as uncharacterized. Bases 1 to 540 code for a protein of 179 amino acids. The transcript has 3 exons. NCBI's taxonomy places the organism in Eukaryota, Fungi, Ascomycota, Sordariomycetes, Hypocreales, Nectriaceae. The record is from RefSeq and is a predicted model, not a curated record.